AUGCAAAAACCAAAAGUUUUAAAAUUUAUCUAUAGUUUUAUUCUUAGGCUUUCACUAAUUGUUUUAGGUUUAUCAUUUUCUCAAAUUACAAAUAAAUAUAAAGGACAAUCAUAUGGUACAAUUGAGAUCACUAAGAGUUAUGUAGAUACAAUUUGUUUAUACUCAGAAGCUGUACCAUAUACUCAAACAUUUCUCUUUUAUGCAACUGAAUGGCAACGUAUCAACACAACAGAUUCAUCAUCAUCAAAUACAACAACACCAAACAACAAUUCAACAGAUAGUCAAACAACACCAACUACAAAUGAUGGUUGGGGAAAUGUUGUUGUGGGAGUGGAAGAAGGUUUUGUGGAAUGUGCUUGGAGAAAUAGAAAUUCAGUAUUAAGAGUUAUUGUACACAUUCUUUCAAUUUUAUCAUGUGUAAUUGCUUUAACCUUAAUUAAAAAACAAAAAUUAAAUCCAUUUUUAGUUAAUGCAUAUUUAAUGACAAUUAUAGGUAUGGCUGGAAUUUAUUCUGGUGUAGUUGAUAGUAUUGGAGUUAAAAGAGCAUAUGAUUUUUGUAUGACAUUAAGUCCAUUUUAUAGUUCAGAUUGUUAUUAUAAAGCAUUUAAUUGUACAGUUGUAUUGAAUUUCUUAUGUUCUGCAUUCUUAUUCAUUUGUGCAGUUUUAUCAAGUAGAUUUAGAUAUAUACUUUUUAAUGAAAGUGGUGAUGUAAAUAAUAAUAAUACUAAUAAUAAUAGUAGCAAUAGCAAUAGCAAUAGCAAUAGCAAUAGAAAUCCAUCAAAUACAAGAAAUAGAGAAGUUGAUAUUGAAAAUAAUGCAUCAUCACCAAAUAAUAUUGAAUUGAAACCACCAAAACCUUCAAAACCUUCAAAACCAUCCAAAAAUAAUAGAGAUCAUUCAAUUUUAGAAGAGGAAGUUGAUUUUGAAAAUAAUGGAACUAUUUUAACUACAAAUGAUCAAUACAUAACCUCAAAUAAUGAUAGAGAUUUAUAA
Dictyostelium discoideum AX4 is the source of this 993-nucleotide messenger RNA. RefSeq lists its product as hypothetical. Lineage: Eukaryota; Evosea; Eumycetozoa; Dictyosteliales; Dictyosteliaceae. The record is from RefSeq and is a predicted model, not a curated record. The coding region runs from base 1 to 993 and encodes 330 amino acids. The transcript has 3 exons.